GAAUGGAGCCCACUGCACUUGACAACCAACCAGGAAACUGAAAGACAGGAGGGAGAGUGUUUGGAUCUGCAGGAGAAGAAAAAGGAGAAGAAGAAGAAGCAGCAUCACUUUCAGUUCUUCUCCAGCCUCUCUUUGUGUCUGACUUUUAACCAUACGGACUAGACCCCUCCCCAGGUUAAUUCUUAUUCUUCAGAGCGGGAUCUUCUUUACUCUUUUAGUCCUUUUCUUAUCAACAUGCAGGUUCUGUUGACGGGCUUACUCCUCCUCUGUUUCACACGUGGUGGACUCUGCACAGAUGUGGACCAGGAUCAGCGAGCGCUAGAGGAGGAGCUUCUCAGCAGUCUCUUCACUUCUAAGAUGAAACAGAAUAAGCAGAGUGCCCCCUACUGGCGCGUGUCGCUGCCCAACCUGUGCCGUGUGGUGAGCAGUCUGAGGCAGGAGGUGUGGAGCGGCGAGGAGGGCGAGGAGGAGGAGGGCGAGAUGAAGGAGGGGGGCCUCCAGCUGCUGGAGGAGCUGUACAACCUGCAACACAUCUGCAGAGCGCUGCAGAGCCGGGAGGAGAGGCUACUCCACGACUCUCUGGAAUAUUUAGACGAGAACAGGGACACUCCGCUGAAACGAAAAUCACCCUACAUCCUGAAGAGACAAGCAGGGCAGAGCACCAAGUCCCGGAGGCCGUACAUCCUAAAACGGAGCACAAUUUACUGACGACAUUCCCACAGGACCAGACUGCGUUCCUGCUUUGAAGACGUGACAUGCUAUUUUUCCUCCAUAUAGCUUCUAUGUUUUAUUUUCUGUUCCUGUCCAGCAUCGAGGCCUGUCUGUAUUCUGCUCCUCUCAGCUAAAAGUCCUGAAAAGAAAUCUCCCCGAGCAUCGAGCAAAAUCAUGUAUCUCUGAGAAACUAUAUUUAUUUACUCUAUUUCUUCACUGCACUCUGAGUCUAUUUUGUUUCAGGAUAUGAUUAAAGGAUUCAUGAUACAAAACCA
Messenger RNA from Labrus bergylta (ballan wrasse), 986 nucleotides. RefSeq names its product neurotensin (gene nts). Gene Ontology annotation, cellular component: extracellular region. NCBI's taxonomy places the organism in Eukaryota, Metazoa, Chordata, Actinopteri, Labriformes, Labridae. Gene Ontology annotation, molecular function: neuropeptide hormone activity. The record is from RefSeq and is a predicted model, not a curated record.